CAUCCCUGGUGUGGGAUGACGUCAAAUUCAAGAUGGAUGGAAUCACGACAAGCAGGCUGAAAGCAACACAACACUGAAGAAAGUCCUGGCUGCGUGGAGGCGAGACCGUUUUCACGACGGGAUGGCCAUGGAGAGCCUUGUGCAUUACAGUAACCCCUCCCAUGCCCUCUCAGUGUUGGGGGUUCUCAAUGAGCAGCGGCUGCGGGGCCAGAUGUGCGAUGUGGUCCUGAUUGUGGCAGACCAAAGGUACCAGGCCCAUAAGAGUGUACUUGCUGCCAGUAGCGAGUAUUUCCAGUCUCUUUUUACACGGAUGGGUGGAGACUCUCUACGAGUUGUGAACCUGGACUUCUGUGAACCCGACGCCUUCGAGAUAGUUCUGAAUUACAUUUACUCCUCCUCUCUUUUUGUGGACAAAGGCAGCCUGGCAGCCAUUCAAGAGCUUGGCUACAGCCUUGGAAUCCCGUUUCUUACAAACAUUGUGUCAACGAGGCCUCACGCAUCCUACUGCGUGUCCAGAAAACGGCUCUCGUACUCAGAGGGGGAUGAAAACGAUGCCCAGACAAGGAGCGUUAUUGUGUGUCGGGUCCAGAACAACACAGCCCACCCCUCUCACUCAAAUUAUCAGGGAAAAACAUCAGAGAGAUCUCCAUCUCCUUACUCUCCUCGAGGGACGACUCAGCUUCCAUCAGAACACAACUCGCAUGAGUCGGUCAAGAACUCUGAGACCAGCGGGAAAUCAUCCGAGCAGAACAAACCCCUGGAGAGGAAGUCCAGAUAUCCAUAUUCCACCAUACUGAAAGGAAAUUUAUCACACAUCAAAUCAGUCAGGCCUCAGCUGACAUCAUCUGUGUCUUUUAGUGACGCCGAUGUGCAGCACAUCAGCCUACAGUCUGGUUCUGACCAGGACACCAAAGAGGAGAUCGAAGAGCUCGACCACCACUAUCAUAAUAACGUUCCCUUCCAGGGUCAGGCCAGAGAGCGGAGCCAGGCCACUGACCGGAGUGGCCCACUCAUAAAAAGUCUCCUCCGGAGAUCACUGUCCAUGGACAGCCCUGUUCCAGUUUUCUCCCCAACGCUGGAACUCAAAGAUCUCCAAAACCGAGAACAAUCAGUCGUCAAAAUUGCCUCAAAGGCAUCAGGAACUGAAACGUUCGCCCACAAUGGCAACUCGACUAGAGCAUCCCCUCUGGUUCUCAGGUCCAAGUAUCUCAACAGGUAUGAUAAGGAAACUCAGGUAGAAGAACAUGUCAGUGUGAAAGCUGAGCCGAGCAGUCCCCUCGCCGAUCCCAUGGACAUUGUUCGGAUCACGGUUGGAGAUGCUCUGCCAGUUAAUCUCAAAGACUUUCAAACAAAUUACAGCCAGGGCUCCAGGACAGAUUUUAGUCUUCCAGGUAAGAGGAAGGAGCGGCCUGACAACAGAAGAUACCCAUUUAAAAAAAGUAAAGUAUUCAAAGAACACGUUGUUUCACAGGAGACAGAACCUCAGCAUGCAAAUAGCGACCCCGGUGAGAACAACGCAGAACCGUCUCCGAAUAAGAUUUUUAAAUGCUGGAACUGCCUAAAGGUUUUCCGCUCCAGUGCCGGACUGCAUCGUCAUGUCAAUAUGUAUCACAAUCCGGAGAAGCCGUAUGCUUGUGACAUCUGCCACAAGCGCUUCCACACUAACUUCAAAGUGUGGACUCACUGCCAAACCCAGCAUGGGGUGGUUCAGAACCCAGCUUCAUCCUCCAGCUCGUCUGUGCUGGAUGAGAAGUUCCAGAAGAAGCUGAUAGACAUUGUGCGAGAGCGAGAAAUAAAGAAGGCUUUGCUCUGGAAGCUGAAGAGGAAUAAGCAGGGUUUGCAGUCUCCUUCUCUUGCCAAAAAGAGAUCAAGGUCCAGCUUUGUGUGUCCCUACUGUGGCAAAGUGUUUGUGUUCCAGUCCCAGUACAGGCAGCAUUUAAGGACACAUCCUGCUGAAAAGGCCGACCAGGACACAGGGAGUGAGAGUGUCCUCUAUCCGGAACAGGAUGAGAUCCUUCAACAGAACAACACAGACACUGGUGUUUACUCCUGCAGGCUAUGUAAUGUUAAGCUGUCAUCACUCGUAGAGCAGGGCGACCACGAGAGAGGCUGUCGACACGCAACUGUGUGCCCUUACUGUGGCCUCCGCUUUUCGAGCCCGGUUGUCAAGAAGGACCAUGAGGCCCAUUGCAGGUACAAGAAACUGACAUGUCUGGAAUGCAUGCGCACCUUCAAAUCUUCCUUCAGCAUUUGGCGCCACCAGGUGGAAGUCCACAACCAGAACAUGAUGACUGGUAAAAAUCAGAUUCACCUGAAGCAACCAGAGAUCGAUGAAGAGGCGCCCGACGCUCUGGGAGAGGAGCCUUACAGCGACGAGGCUUCAGCGCCUGGGAACUUUCCAGAGAACAUCAGUUACAGCGACUCAUCGGGUCCACCCAUGUAUGACUCUGAGGACUCCUCGUCCUACGUGCCUGAGGACCUGAGCAUGGGCCACCACGGCAAACUGGUUGUGAAGGAAGAGCCAUUGGAGGAGGCGGUGAGUGAGAGGGACGGUUCAGAGGCUGGGAAAGCUGGGCCUGAGGAACACGGGGUGCGGCCUUGCGAGAAGUGCGGCAACCUCUUCAGCUCUCGCAAAGACCUGGAGCGACACCAGGAGCUGCUGUGCCACAUCAAACCGUUCAUCUGCCACAUCUGCAACAAAGCUUUCAGGACCAACUUCCGCCUUUGGAGCCACUUCCAGUCCCACAUGUCGACAGCCAGCGAAGUCGGAGCCAAAGAGAUGAACAUGCAUGCUCCACCCCUGUCUCCCUCCCCGCCUCUGACUCCCCAGAACUCGGAGCGGCGUUCUCCACAAGCCUCUGUGCUCAGAUCCCCUCAGGCACCAGCAGCGGCAACCAUCCCGGAGGAGUCGAGCAGCCCAGAGCCCUGCGGCUCGUCGGCAGGCAAGGCAAGCAGGCCUGGGGUGGAACCCAGCGGCCACGGUGGCUCCCUGUCCAGAUCCAACAGCUUGGAGAAUCCAGGCGGCCCUCACGAGCCGGACACGCUCUUCUACCACGCACCGUCUCUGUCUGCGCUGACAUUUAAGAGGCAGUACAUGUGUAAGCUCUGCCACAGAACUUUCAAGACGGCAUUCAGUCUGUGGAGCCACGAGCAGAGCCACAGCCACAUGUAGGGCCGACAGCACCGCCCUUCCCUGAACUCUUCAUGUUAAGAUGAGCACAUCCACAAACCAGACUCUGAAUGUAAAGCUUCUUUGCUUGCCUCCAGUUGUAUAUUUCAAAGUGGCCAUGUUUAUUAAAGGUGUAAAGAUGAAUGUGCAAUCAAUUGCUAGGUUCCUCUGUGAGAUUAUUAUACAAGCAGUUAAUUCUUUGAAAACUUAUAUAAAGAUAUGUCUUUUCAACAUCUUUAGUUGUUUGUAUUUACCUAAGUAUGUGUUUUGUAAAAACAAGGUUCAGAGUUGUUACCCUCUUUAUUUCAGCUGGUUUUGCUUUGUGAAGAAGAAGAAACGGCCACGUACCUUGUUCUUUCAGAGUGUGUGUGUGGAGGUGCAUUAAGGUUAUCAGGCUGCUGUUAAAGUAAAUAAUAAUGCUUUUUUCUUUUAUGUUGGCUAUUUCUCUUGGUGUGAGUGGCGUCCCUUAAGAUACUAUUGGUGGCCUCAAUGAUGUAAUCAAUAUGCACUUUGUUUAAAAGCUUACCUCCGUUAUAGGACAACGCGGACAGCCGUGCUUCAGAUCAUUUAGUUGUAUGAAGUGAAAAUGAAAUGUUAAAAAUUAUGUGUUUUUCUCAGACUGCCUUUUCAACAUUCAAUGUGUUCACUGGAUAAGAUUUCCUGUGCUAUUAAACCAGAUCAAGUACAUAGUUAAUGGAUUUUUCUAAUAAUUAGCCCAAUAAAGUUCAAUUAGGUGGUCCAGUCCAAUCAUUAAUCAAAUGUUCUUACCAACAGAGGUAAAGAUGUAGAAAAAUCAUUAAAUAAACUCACCUUUUACAGCCGCAGCACUCCGAAGAACAGAAAAAUACAACCUUUAAGAAGAUUUAACUAUUAUAGCCCAUAUUAAGAAAUCUUUGUUUUUAAUCCAGGGAAGAAGGUAGAUUUAGUGAACCAGUUCAGUGUUGAUUAUGUUUUGGAUAAGAUUUUCUAAAUUCUAAGUUUCUUAUGCUGCUGCAAAAAGAAUGAAUUUACAUCAAGUCUUUUUCCACCUUUCGCCAGGCUUGCCGAUGCAUUUCGGCACAUCUAUAUGCACAGUGCAGGCAGCCAGUUGGAACUAAAAGAUUAUGUUUUGCUGAAUACAGUUCAUGGUUUUAUAGCUGUUCUUUACUGUCUAAUUUUAAAAUUCUGCAAACUAUUUCUGUUUCUCAACUCUUUUUGCGUUUAAACCUGCAGAACCAUUCAUACAGACAACCAAACGCUGAUAGAUUUACUCAUGCUUUACACUGUUUUGAUGGCCUUAUGUGUUUUUUUUUUUUGUUUUAUUGUUUAUCUUAGUUCACAUAAAAGCACAAAUAAUUUUCAGAAAACUCGUGACUCAGGCAUUUUAAGGUGGUUAAUGUUUAGAUAAAGUAACCCACAACCGAAUUAUCAAAUUUAUAAAAAAAAAAAGAAAAAUAGAUUAUUAUGAUUGUAUUCCAGCAGUUUUGCAGUUGUAUUCUUGUAUUAGUAUAUAUUCCUGCCUUGGUGGAUUAAAUCUUUGUCAUAAUUUAUCCUGACUGCUGCCAUUUAGAAAAAUUGGUUUCUGUUUCUCUUUUUUUUUCUCAGCAGGAAAAAAAGCUGCAUAGUGAUGUUCUGCAGAAAGUCUGUAUUGCUACUAGUGCUCUUAAUAUCUUGUGAGAAAAAAAAAAUUUCGCCGAAUUGAUUCGAUUUAUGUAAAUGGAAGUGUUUAUAUUCUCAAUUUUUGUACCUCUCUUUUUUGUUUUGUUUGUUUUUGUUAGUAAACAGAAGUUGGAUCUUUUUACUCUUCCUGUGCUCUUACUGCAAUAAUUGAUAUUUGUAUCUGCAUUGGUUGCAUAAUUGUUGCUUUUGGAGACUUUGGUGUUGAAGUUUUCUACGUUUAUUUUGUGCUACACUUCUGUAAUAAAGAGUAACAGUGGAGUAAAGAUA
This is a messenger RNA of Xiphophorus hellerii (green swordtail), 5095 nucleotides long. It is a transcript of the gene zbtb21, whose product is annotated as zinc finger and BTB domain containing 21. The record is from RefSeq and is a predicted model, not a curated record. Gene Ontology annotation, biological process: regulation of transcription by RNA polymerase II. Gene Ontology annotation, cellular component: nucleus. Gene Ontology annotation, molecular function: DNA-binding transcription factor activity, RNA polymerase II-specific; protein binding. Bases 122 to 3172 code for a protein of 1016 amino acids. The transcript is spliced from 2 exons. NCBI's taxonomy places the organism in Eukaryota, Metazoa, Chordata, Actinopteri, Cyprinodontiformes, Poeciliidae.